UUCAGAACCAAUACAAAUAAUACAAAUAUAGAGAAAUGGCUGAUGAAGAUAAGAAAAAUGAUAAAAAUCAAAUAGAAGAAUUGUAUGCGUGGAUCUCUACGAUUCCACUUUCAAAACCAACAAAGAAUUUAUCUAGAGACCUUUCCGAUGCUGGUAGUUACAAAACGAUUUUGUUAAAAACUCUUGAUUCUUUCUAUUUAGACUUCUAUUUUUUCAAUUUCUUAUAAUUUAAAAAAUAACUAAGAAAAAUAUCCCUUAGUAAUAAUAGCGGAAAUCCUUAAAAUAUAUUAUCCCCGUUAUGUUGAUCUUCAUAAUUAUGUGCCUGCCAAUAGUAUAACAAUGAAGAAAGAAAAUUGGAAAAUAUUAAAUCGAAAAGUACUAAGUAAAAUUCAUAUGAAAUUAAAUAAAAAUAUUAUCAAUCAAUUAGCAAAUUGUCAUCCUGGAACCGCUGAAUAUGUCUUAUUGGAAUUGAAAAAGAAAGUUCUAAAAGAUUUUGAGAAUCUGUCGUUCAAAGAAAAUGAUUUUAUCGAAGAAGGUAAAAAUUAAAUGAAAUAAGAAAGAACAAGGCGAUUGAUAAGAAUUCCAUCAUAAUAUUUUCAAAGCGUGAUACUUUAUUUAGAAAAAGUGGACACAGAUGGAAUAAAAACGAUAUCAAACAAAUCAUUGCCAAAUGUUGAUCAAUUAACCUUGGAACGUAUUGAUCGUAAAACAUCGAUAUUUUAUCAAAUAAAAGAAAAAUCCUAUUUUAUCUUGAAAUGGUUUAUAAAUUGGUUAUGCUUUUGGAAUUAUCUUCAAAAUAUUAUAUUCCGAUUAAAGAAUCCUUUCCAAAGUUCGUGUAAGUUGAACGUAUAUUUAAGAAAAUAUCUUUUAAAAAAUGUGUACAAUUAUAAAAUGAAUGGAACACAUUAAAAAAUAAAAUUAAAAUUUUAAUUUUUAAAAUAUGUCAAGUAUGAUGAAUUCUUUUAAGGAACAAAUUUCGACAAAUAUUUUCUUCGUGUCUGUUGAAGUGAAAGAAGAUGCCGAGACGCAAAGAACGUCAGAGGAUAUCAACGGGGAAGAUGGUGUUCCACGUCACGUCUGCAUGCAAUUAAGACAAAAACUUCAAGAGAUUGACGACAUUAUCUACACGUUAAAUCACAAGGUUGCAUAUCUAGAGAGUACGAUGAAGCUGAAAGACAUGAGAAUAUCAAAUCUAACAUCGCAGAUCUUGCUGCACAAUGAAGAAUCUAAGCCACAAUUUACAAAAGUUGAAACGAACGAAACGUCAUCUAAAAUUCGAGUGCAAAAUAUCGAGGAGAAAGUAAAAAUAGAAAAAUAAUGUCCAAUAAAUCCCAUAGUAAAUAAAUAUCAUAGAACUAAACACAAUACUUAUCUAUCUAGUUUUAAUUAUACUUAUUUGAAUUUUUAUA
Molecule: messenger RNA, 1409 nt
Organism: Apis florea (little honeybee)
Lineage: Eukaryota; Metazoa; Arthropoda; Insecta; Hymenoptera; Apidae
Biological process (GO): regulation of cytoskeleton organization
Cellular component (GO): axoneme
Molecular function (GO): microtubule binding
Source: RefSeq, a predicted model, not a curated record